UCCACCACGACGCCAUGGAUUGAUCGCCGGAGUUUCCUCUCAAUUGUUCGAUCUUUUGACCAUGGAAGAUACACACUCAGUUUCUACGCUUAUAGAUUCUACAACCUCCAAGAUACACCAGCUGCAGAAGGCAUUUGCUGAACUCGAGGGUCACCGAGCGGUUACCCUGAACUUGAAGUGGAAAGAACUUGAAGAGCACUUCCAUGGGCUUGAGAAGUCCUUAAAGAGGCGUUUUCAUGAGCUGGAAGGACAAGAAAAGGAGUUUGAAACUAGGACAGUAGAGGCCCAAAGAAUGCUACAGAAGCGGCAAGCAGCCGUUGUCGCCAAGGAAGAAGCUCGACUGGAAACUCUUCAAGAGAAGAGAGAUGCUGCUGUAUAUGCCAUCACUAAUGCUCGAGAGAAGCAAAGGAAGGUAUCGACUGAGGAGUCUUCUUGUAUCACUGAUGAUGGCCAAGGUGGGUCACCAACUGUUGAAGAGAAACCACCAGAUGUGAUGGUUUCUGAUAGUAACUUGGAAGAAGUUACAAGUCCUGAAAAUGGGAGCAUAGAGGUGAUGUCCUAUCCCCAAUUAGUGAGCUUUUGUGAACAGAUGGACUCAGAAGGGCUCCACAAAUUUAUAUCAGAUAACCGAAAGAACCUUGCUGCAAUUAGGGAGGAGAUUCCACUUGCAUUUAGAGCUGCGGCCAACCCUGCCCUCUUUGUUUUGGAAUCAUUGGAAGACUUUUACCGCUUGGAGGGUCCUGCUAUGGAUGUGAAGAAAGAUUCCAACCUGUUGGGUAUCCGUCGAACCUGCAUAAUGUUGAUGGAGUGUCUGAGCAUAUUGCUGGCAAACCCAGAGAUGGUCUCUGCUUCUGAUAUUAUUACAGAGGAGGUUAAGGAUAUGGCAGAGACGAUUGCUGAAGAAUGGAAACCAAAGUUAGAUGCUCUUGACAUGGAUGCUAGCAAUGGGAACUCCUUAGAGGCCCAUGCCUUUUUGCAGCUUCUUGCUACUUUCGGUAUUGCUUCUGGUUUUGAUGAGGAAGAAUUGUUCAGGCUAAUACCGAUGGUUUCACGUCGUCGCCAAACAGCUGACCUUUGUCGUUCGCUUGGACUGACCGAGAGAAUGCCAGGUGUUAUUGAAGUAUUAGUGAACAGUGGAAGACAAAUUGAUGCAGUCAACUUGGCUUUUGCAUUUGAACUGACAGAGCAGUUCUCUCCAGUGCCUUUACUAAAGUCCUACUUGAAGGAGGCAAGAAAAGCUUCUUCACCGGUCAAACCUGGGAAUGUGUCUCCUACUGCACAGAAUGAGGUGAAUGAUAGAGAGCUGACUGCUCUCAAGGCGGUGAUCAAGUCUAUUGAGGAGCAUAAGCUUGAAGAGCAGUAUCCAGUGGAUCCACUACAAAGACGGAUUCUUCAGCUGGAAAAGGCCAAGGCAGACAAGAAGAGGGUGACUGAAGCUGCAAAGCCUCAACCCAAGAGACCUCGUGCUAAUGGUGUUGGAUAUGGCCCCCGGGUCACUAAUGUUGUUGCAGAGAAGACUUUCUAUCCUAGAGUCGCUGAUAAUAGGUACCCACAGUACGUUUAUGACCGACAGUUUGUUUACCCUGGACCUGCUGACAACCACUGCCCACCUCUUCUGGGUUCUGCUACUUACAACAUGCCCCCUGCUCAUGGCAACUACUUUGCAACGGGCUACCAGUAUCAGCCUGCAUAUCUUCACUAAUUUGAUGGCCAAAAAAGUGACUAUGAUCCUCUCAGGUUUAACGGUUAGUCUUUAACCCUUUGAGUUCCAAUGAUGUAUGAAUGAUAUUAGUAUCUUAAAAGACCAAAAAAAAAAAAAAAGUAAGUUUAGUUAAUUUAGUUUAGUUUGGUAGUGUUUAAGGUAGAUACUUUGAUCCGCUAAUAUAUGUACUUUGUUUUCCUUCUGUAUAUCUUUCUUCUUGA
This is a messenger RNA of Fragaria vesca subsp. vesca, 1923 nucleotides long. Its product is annotated as protein FRIGIDA-like. The record is from RefSeq and is a predicted model, not a curated record. Lineage: Eukaryota; Viridiplantae; Streptophyta; Magnoliopsida; Rosales; Rosaceae. The transcript is spliced from 4 exons. The coding region runs from base 62 to 1702 and encodes 546 amino acids.